Messenger RNA from Haliotis rufescens (red abalone), 6721 nucleotides. RefSeq names its product ankyrin repeat and SOCS box protein 8-like. Bases 138 to 1001 code for a protein of 287 amino acids. The record is from RefSeq and is a predicted model, not a curated record. Gene Ontology annotation, cellular component: ciliary inversin compartment. The transcript has 3 exons. Gene Ontology annotation, molecular function: protein binding. Gene Ontology annotation, biological process: protein localization to ciliary inversin compartment; intracellular signal transduction. NCBI's taxonomy places the organism in Eukaryota, Metazoa, Mollusca, Gastropoda, Lepetellida, Haliotidae.
GGCGGAAGUUGAUCACCUGUCAGAAAGUGCUAAGUUGUCACUUCAACCAGAUUGUUUACUUUCGUUGCAAAUACAUAAACGAUGCCGACGUAAGGAGCCGGAAAAGACCAAUUUUGCUUUUUGUAUGAAAGAAAGUUAUGUGGUAUGUGAUGGAGAGUGCACAGCAAAACUACCACUUAUCGGAACGCCUUAUUAGAGCCAUCAGCAAUUGGAGGACCUUCGCUGGUGCUAAUGAUGAUGUGGAGCAUCUGAUUGAUCUUGGUGCUGAUGUUAAUGGAAUCCAUGGCACUCUACUGCCACUGCAUUGUGCAUGUAUGGUCAGUGACAGCAGCUGUCUCCGUCUCCUGCUACAGAAAGGAGCUAGGGUAAACGAGGUUGAUGGUUAUGGUCGGACCGCUCUCCACUACGCUGCCGAGAGGGACAUCUUCUGUGUGGAGGUGCUGAUGCAGCAUGGAGCCGACCUCAACGCCGGGGAUGGGAACCAAGAUACCCCCUUACACUGGGCAGCCUACAAAAACAAUGUCGCCUGUGUCAAACUCUUAUUGCAAAAUGGUGCUGAUGUGGAUGGACGAGAUUAUAAUGAAGACACUCCUCUAGCCUGGGCAGCAAGGAAGGGUCAUUUGGAGAUUAUCAAAAUUCUUCUAGAAUACAACGCCAAUGUUGACAGGAAAAAUCUAAUGGGUGACACACCUCUUAUACGGGCUGCAUCCAUUCAAGCGAGCGGUCUCAACACCGAUCUUGAUGACGCAGUAUUGGAGUUGCUGAUUAAAGCAUCUGGGCAGUUUGACCUGCGGAAUAACAGAGGGGAGUUAAUCGGGAAUAUAGGUCAGGAUAAUAAGAUGACUGAACUGCUGCUUCCACUGUGCAAAAAUACAAAGAAACUCCAAGACCUCUGUCGCCAUUGUAUACGACGUUGCCUUGGUUACCACUACUUACCAAACAAAGUUCCCACACUUCCCUUGCCCCUUCAACUGCGCGAUUAUAUUUUACUUCGUCGGUGAUGAGAUUGUCAUGGAUUUUAUUCAGGAAUCAUUUGUAUGAUUGGGAUUGGUUUUACCAUGUUUAUUAUUACUUUGUUUUUGAAGGUGGUCCUCAUGUUUUAAAAGAUUUCUUCAUCAUAAUGACUGGCACAGUCAACUGGUACAUUUGGAUGCAGGUCAAUAUAUUAGAAAUAGCUCAAACCAAUAUAUUUCAUCCAUUUACCGUUGUUUAUUUGUUGAUGGUUAUUCUCUGAAUGACAAAACCAUUGUUAACAACUUAUCAAAAUCUUUGAUUUUUGGCCCUUCGUCACUUGGUAUACACAUUUAUGGUUUCCCCAGUUUCAUUGAAGGAAUUCUAGGGAGAUUUGGGUGUUCUCAAAUCCACAGUGAGUGAGUCAGUUUUGUAUAACAUGGCUUAGCAAUAACGUAAGCUCUAUCUUCUGCAUAUGGAGCUAAUAUCAGAACAACCAAAUUAAAUCUUUCCUCCGUCCCAAUCAACAAACUGUUCUUAGCACUAAGACAAUCGUAAGUCAACAUUGGGAAUGUGAGUUACGACAGUCGCAGCCCUAAGCGAUCUUAGUGCUAAGACAAUCGUAAGUUUAUGUUUAAGAAUGAGAGUUACGACAGUCACAACCCUAAGCGAUCUUAGUGCUAAGACAGUCGUAAGUUUAUGUUUAAGAAUGAGAGUUACGACAGUCGCAACCCUAAGCGAUCUUAGUGCUAAGACAGUCGUAAGUUUAUGUUUAAGAAUGAGAGUUACGACAGUCACAACCCUAAGCAAUCUUAGUGCUAAGACAGUCGUAAGUUUAUGUUUAAGAAUGAGAGUUACUACAGUCAUAGCCCCAGGAAUGCUGGUGUGGAACAAGACCCAAAUAUUUUUAGUCUGUUACGAUACCUCUCCUUGCGAAACUGAAGCUGAACUGCAUUAAGAAGCUGACAUCUGAUUGUCUAAGAAGCCAUGCAUUCUUCAUCAAUAAAGAUUGAGUGGUCAAAGUUCUCUCAGGGUUCACCUAAGGCGACCUUCUAUGGAAAUGUCCUCAGAUCUUUGGGUGAAGAGGUAUCGUAUCUGAGUACAGGAUCUGAAUUCAAUGAGAUUGAUAUUUAUCCGAAACUUUACUUACACCCAUCCACUGCUGGAAUACUGCUAAAAGCAGAGUAAAACCAUACUCACUUCAAAAGCUGUUUGGUUUUUUGUUUUAAAUGUUUAAAAAGGAAACAAAUUUGUUGAAAUUGUUGAUAUGGUUAACAUGGUUAAAGGGGAAAUAAAUAAGAAAUUAAUUUCCCUUUCUAUGUUUUUUAAAAAUAUUUUAUUCAGUCUGUUUUGUUCAUGUUCAUUGUUUAUGAAAACGUAAUUAGUGUGUGUGACCUUUCCAUGAUGAUCUACUUGAAUGUUUCUCUCAUUGUUUUGGUGAAAGAUUAGUAAUUUGCAAAAUAUUAGGUUAGUGAAUUCGUAAACCAAGUAAUAACAUGGAGUAGCAAGGUUAUACCCAGUGUAUGAACAUAAUAAUUGUGUCGACAUGUCCAUUCUUGGUAGUAUUGUACAAUGGUACUCUGGUAUCAAUCAAGCACUAUGAUAAUGAGGGCUGUCAAAACUGAUUAAUAUGUUUUUCAUAGUUCCAAGUAUUUUCCAUGAGAGAAAAUUGCGUUGAUUUUUUCAUUUGUAUAUUACAAUAUGACUUCUUCUUAAAUCAUGUAUGUUUGGUAAGAUUGUGUGAAUUAUUUCAGAUGAUAAAUUAAUGGAUCAUUUUAGUAAAAGGCUCAAUAUUGAACAUGUUGAAUACUAUUCUGUGAUCAUGCGAUACAAGUUUAUACUGUUGAACCAAAGAUCAUGCAAGCCCCCGCCUUGAGAGUCAUGAAACUGUUGGUAACAUCAUACCAGUACUUGUCAUAAUACAAGGGAACAUCCUCCUCAAAUAUCCAGUGUAUUAUGUCGCCAUUCUUUUUUUUAUAAGUACCCUGGACCCAUUUGCUAUCAGAGCUUCAUUUUGGAUGUGACGUUACCAUGGUUCCCAUCUCCCGCUCUUAUCACUUAGCACAGAGUUUCUUAGUUCAUGAGCUUGAAAGCAACAACCAAUCAAAAGGCCUCUUCUGAAUUCUUUUGAGUUAGGCAUAGACCAACAUUUAAAAUCACGGCCUUGUACGAGCAUAUAUAUUUAACUGAAUGAGGAGACUGUCAAGCAUUUUUGCUGGAAAUGGAAUUUCCUGGGUGGUGCUGGUGGGAGUCCUGAAGCUACAAGAUGAUCACAGUUUUAUGUUAACGUCAAGUUGAGCUGAAUGCUGGUAAUAUCUUAUUUUAGUAACUUGGGUAAUUUUAAAUAUGGAAUUUGAUUGGACGGCUGUUUUUGUAUUUCAAACCAGAAUCUAAACAAAGCCAGGCUCCAGGUGCAGGGUAUAUUACAGCAUUGGAGUUAUAGAAUGGAGACAGGAUGUCUGGAUGAUUGAAGAGAGGGAACUACAGCCGCAUGACUUUUUAUAUACACAGUAGAUGGCAGGAUUUGCCAAUACUGGAAGUGUUAUCAUGUAACUUGCAUAUUAUGUGAGGUAGAAAUCUGUGUCAUUACUUCACAGGUUUGUUUAUACUACAUUCCUGCAUGAUCCAUGAAUACAUAUGGCUGCUUGGCUGUGUAGCAAAAGCCUUGGUCCAGCUAGAAGAACGCCGGCAAGUGCUCACACCGAUCAGCUCCAGUGCACAGACAGCAAUUUGCCUUGCUUGACAACAUGUACCAAAGCCUUGAGGAUGUCUUCUCUACAGACUGCCUCAAAGUUUGGCAGUAGUAGGGUUUACACAAUGUUCAUGUAUGGAAUAUGACUCAUUUGACACCAAUGAGUUAUUAACAGGCUCAUAUCAUUAGCUUGCUAAAAGUAGACAUGCAUCACUACCACCUAAUGAAGUGAAAGUUUUGAAGUAUUCCUGUCUGGUAUGAUAAAUACCCUGAACCAAACCUCGCCAUAGUGUCGUGUUGAGACCAAAUCAACAAAAGUGAGAGAAAAUCUUUGUAAGUUUACUGAUUAGACUGAUGGAGCUAAUGACUCUUUCUAUACAAAGCUAAGGUAGAGAAUGGGUUCAGGAUGUUAUCAUAACCAUGGUAACAGAAUGGAAAUUAAUACACUGCAUUAUUGUGAUGGGUUUCAGUAUUACAUAUCAAUACAACACAAAGAGUUUGUUGGAUAGUGUUGACAUACUUUGUCUGCCUGUCAUUAUUUUGUAAUGGCCACAAGCUGAUUUUGUACCAUGGUGCUCAUUUCUACAUCAUUAUUUUGUCACAAGUCUCAGUGGUUCAUAGCCUACCCUAUGAUGUAUGGUUAUAGGAAACACUCUGUGCCGCGGUGCUGCUUAAUCCUGUCAGUGGUAACCCCAUUAACUUGUCAUGGGCACAUGGUGUUAGGUGUUCUUGCAUGACAGUCUUACCAUAGUUACAUCUUUGUGUGCUUAUGUUCCUAAGCUUCUAGAAUAUGCAGGUCAAAUCCGAGAUUUAGAGUGGCAUUCUUGUCCUUGGUCUGUCAUCUGUGGUAAUGGCUUCUUUGGAAUGAAAAAAUAAUAUUUUUGUAAAGACAAAUUCAGCAUUAUCCCCCACCUCUGAUUGUCUGAUUGUCUAAUAUGAAACUCCACCCACGCCCACUGAAGUUUAGAAUUUGAAAUAUGAAGCCCCCUACAGGAGGUCUUCCUCUUCACAUUCAGCUGACAUAUUGUGUCACAAACCUGGGUUCCAACCCAAAUUCACUCAUAGACAAGACCAUAAUCACUUGCAUGGUUGUUGUGAAAGGUUUUCUCUCAUGCCCAAAUGCAAAUAUCAGAAAGGAAACAUUGUGUUUUUCAUGUUCUCCCUUUCAAUGCUCUUACCUUGAUGGUGAUCGAGGUAGAGUAUGGGACUACAACCUGUUCAUGGUCCCAGCUAGGAUAAUACCUUACAAAAUGCUAAUGAUUUGAUAUCAAAUUUUUAUCUCAGUACAACAAGACUAUACAAAAAUUAUGCCCAUACUUUGGUGUAUAAACAUGUGUAUAACAUGUAGAGCAAAGUAUAAAUAUUCAUCAUCUUUGGUAGUGUUAUACAUUGCAUAUGAGGAUCCGUGUUAGAAUUUGUCCUCGGGAGCCCAUGCACUUGUCUAAGUUUUGUAUUACAUGGCUUUGCAAUAAUAAUAACUGUGUCUUGGCAUGAUGAUCCAGUGCCACAACCAUGAGGGUGAUCAACUGGAUCGGGUGGUCAGGCUAGGUUCAUUGCAUGUCACCCUAUCACAAUUGCUGAGAUCAAUGCUUUUGAUGUCAAUCACUUGAUUAUCCUGUCCAGAUUUGAUUAUUUGCUGACCAUUAUCAUAUAGCUGGAAUAUUGCUGAGUGCGGCUUUAAACAACAAACAAACAGAUUAAAGGUUCAAAUAUUUUACUUUAAACAUUAGGAUUACGACAAUGACCCUUGCCUUUCGUUCAUAAUUUGAACACUGCUGGGUUUUGCAUUUUCCUCUGGAGAAAUGAUAUUACAAAAAGUAUUUAAGAAGUACCACAGGAGUUUGCUCAUGUUGGAUCAUGUUGACGAGUUACCAUGGUUACGAAUAAAUGAUCAUUUUCAUCAGAAAGGAAAUCAAAGUAACAAUUUCAAAUUUUGUGAUAAUGACACAAACUCAUUGACUUUGUAUUGUGGGCCCCAUCUGCAUAGCAUUUGUAGCACUACACCUGUCAUAACCCCAUAGUGUAACAAGGACUUAUGAGAGUUGAUUGGUAAGUUCUGAGCCUCCCAUUGAAAGACUUUGACGUAAAUAUAUAAAAAUGAUAUAUCAGCUUCAGACAGAGCUAGAUUAUCCCAAGACAUGUUGUGUCUGGUGAGUUUUUGAUCAGAUGUCAGAAGCUUUGGAACCCUAUUAGCCAAUACUUUCUUCAUUGCCAAGAAUGUACUGUACUCUCCUUUGAAAUGCCUACUGAACUAGCAAUAUGAUGCUAAGUCAUUCGCUGUCGGUCAUCACCAUGUCAUUGAUUCAAGGCUUUCCCUCUCCAACAUUUUAUGGCAUUAUAGAAAGGAAGUUCCUUUCCUAGGGUUGUACUCAUAUCUUCAUGGAUGGCUUUUGGUGUUAUUCCCUUUUUGUAUAAAUACUCAAUGACUGCCCAUUCCUCAAUUUUGUCCAUUUUCCAAUGGUCACAGACCCCUGUUUGUUUUAUGGGCUUGUCACAGCAAAACAAUUGUUCAGUUGACUCAUACUUUUGUGGAUAUUCCUCCAAAACAUGUAAUGUCAACAACAACAGAUUUCACUAUCAUGCAAUUCCUUCUCUAUGAUGCUCAGAACUUAUCACUCAACAGUGUAAUAUAGACUUACAACUGGAUUAACUUGUGUAGCAUAGACUUAGGUCUGUCAUAACGCUACCAACACUUUGUGGAUUGGGCUCCUGUUUUAUUAGUUAUUAGUGAUGUAUAUGGAUGUACAUGGAUAUAGGACUGUACAAGCAUUUGUCAUUGGUGAAAUGAUUCUAUGGAGAUUUAUCAUUCAUGGAUAAUAAUUUAUUCCUGCUGGUUUUGAAUGUUUUAUUUACACUGUUACAUAAUAGCAUUUCUAUGGUUAUGCUUCCAUGACAUCAGAUUUCAGGGCAAACAAUAUCCACAGAACCCUAUGCUGUACAAUACAGGGCCCAUGCAGUCGUCUAAGGCGCCGCGAUUCGCUGUGCAGAGUUGCGUCCCUUGGGUACACCAGAAACCUAUGAUUGUGGGUUUGAAUCCCGGUUCGCCCCGAUUAUGUUUCUAGGUUUGUCAGCACCAUA